Colossoma macropomum (tambaqui) is the source of this 3207-nucleotide messenger RNA. Its product is annotated as macrophage mannose receptor 1-like. The transcript is spliced from 12 exons. Bases 1 to 3207 code for a protein of 1068 amino acids. NCBI's taxonomy places the organism in Eukaryota, Metazoa, Chordata, Actinopteri, Characiformes, Serrasalmidae. The record is from RefSeq and is a predicted model, not a curated record.
AUGCUCCACCUCUUGCUGCUUUUGGGGUUUUGCACCCUUGGAGUUUGUCUUCCUCGUCAGUAUCACUUUGUGAAUGACUACAAGACCUGGUAUGAAGCACAGAGUUACUGCAGAGAGCUUUAUGUCGACUUAGCAAGCAUUGAUAGCCUUGAAGAAGGGCUGCAGCUUAUUAGCUUAGUAAACAUCAGGAACAUUAUCCCAGCCUGGAUUGGACUGUAUGAUGAUCUGAACAUCUGGAGAUGGUCUCUGGAGGAUGAUGACUUCUACAAGGGGAAUGAGGGAAAGUUCAGAAACUGGUACAUAGAGAAACCUACAAACCGGUAUGGAAACCACCUCUGUGCCCUUUAUUCAACUACAGAUAUGACAUGGGCUGAAUUGUCUUGCUCUUCUGAGUUCCCAUUCAUAUGUUAUGAUGGAAGUGUCAAUGCCACUGAAAGAUAUGUUGUGGUUUCUCAGUACAUGAACUGGACUGAAGCUCAGAGUUACUGCAGAGAGUUUUACACGGACCUGGUCAGUGUGAGGAACGACACUGAAAACAGGAAGUUAAAAUCAGUAUUUUUAGCAACUUUUACUUAUGCUUUUUAUACAUAUGAUACAUGGAUCGGCCUUUAUAGAACCAGCUCUUGGUCAGAUAGGAGCAACUCUUCUUUCAGCAACUGGAAACCAGGACAACCAGACAAUGCUGGGGAGAAUGAACACUGUACAGCUGUGUCAUUCAGUGACUUUGGCCAAUGGACAGAUGAAAACUGCAUUCAUACACUGCCAUUUCUCUGCUACAGUGCAACAUCACCCACAUCUGUUCGUCAGUAUCACUUUGUUAAUGAGAGUAAGACCUGGACUGAGGCACAGAGUUACUGCAGAGAGUAUUACACUGACCUGGCCACCAUAGAUAACAUGGAGGAAAUGAACAUGCUCAAUAACACAGCAAAUGGCAGCUGCUCUGGUUUAGCCUGGAUUGGACUGUAUGAUGAUCUGGACGGCUGGAGAUGGUCUCUGGAUGAUGACAGUUUCUACAAGGAGGGAGAGAGAGAUUACAGAGCGUGGACCCAUCAGCCUGACAACUAUGGUGGAAAUGAGCUGUGUGUCUAUAUGAGUUCUUCUGGGACAUGGUUUGAUAAAUCAUGCAAUACAAAUUAUCCAUUUAUUUGCUAUGAUGGAAGAGCUGGAUCUGAGAACUACAUCUGGAUUACCCAGCGCAUGUCUUGGCCAGAUGCUAAGCGUUACUGCAGAGAGCACCACACAGACCUGGCCAGUGUGAGGAACUGGGCAGAAAAUCAGAGAAUUGUUGAUAUUUCAGGUGGCUCUGAUGUUUGGAUUGGUCUAUAUAGGACCAGACAGUGGUCAGACCAGCACAGUUCCACAUAUGAGAACUGGAGACCAGGUCUGGAUUCUGUGCCUGAUGAACCAAACAAUGGUUUGUCAGAUGCUUCUGGCGAAUAUGGUAACCAGCACUGUACCGCUAUAUCAUUCAGCGAUUCAGGCCAGUGGACAGAUGAGAACUGCUUAGCCACGCUGCCUUUUGUCUGCUACAGCAGGUUCUGCACAGGAUCCUCAUGUGUUCCUCAUCAGUAUCACUUUAUUAAUGAGCCAAAGACCUGGGCAGCAGCACAGAGGUACUGCAGAGAGAAUUACACUGACCUGGCCACCUUUGAUAAUGUGGAGGAGGUAAACAGGGUCAUUAUGACAGUAGGUGGUAGUUACUCUGGUUUAGCCUGGAUUGGACUGUAUGAUGACCUGAACAGCUGGAGAUGGUCUCUGGAUGAAGAUGGUUUCUACAAGGAGGAUGAGAGGAACUUUAGAAAGUGGUACACAAUGAAACCUAAGAACCCAGGUGGAGAAAGUUUAUGUGUGAGUGUUUUACGUGUUGAAGGAACAUGGCAUGAGUACCCUUGCGAUACCACAUUAGGAUUCAUUUGUUAUGAUGGGAGGGAGGAUGCCACAGAAAGAUACGCUGUCCAUUUUUGGUACCUGACCUGGAAUGCAGCUCAGAGUUACUGCAGAGAGCAUUACACAGACCUGGUCAGUGUGAGGAAUGACACUGAGAACCAGAAGUUAAAAUCAUUACUGAGGUAUCAAUAUGAUUCACAUUUUUGGAUUGGCCUGUAUAGAACCAGGUCUUGGUCAGAUAGGAGCAACUCUUCUUUCAGCAACUGGAAACCAGGACAACCAGAUAAUGCUGGGGGGAAUGAAUACUGUACAGCUGUGUCAUUCAAUGAUUUUGGCCAAUGGACAGAUGAAAACUGCAUUCAUACACUGCCAUUUCUCUGCUACAGUGAUAACAAAGGUGACAAGACUGGACUGCUUUUGUUGUACCACUCAACAUAUCACUUUGUUAAUGAGAGUAAGAACUGGACUGAAGCACAGAGUUACUGCAGAGAGUAUUACACUGACCUGGCCACCAUAGACGACAUGGAGGAAAUGAACAUGCUCAAUAACACAGCAAAUGGCAGCUACUCUGGUUUAGCCUGGAUUGGACUGUAUGAUGAUCUAGAUGGCUGGAGGUGGUCUCUGGAUAAUGAUAGUUUCUACAUGGAAGGAGAGAGAGAUUACAGAGGGUGGUAUCGUGAACCUGACAACAAAGGUGGAAAUGAGUUGUGUGUUUACAUGUCUGGAACAGAGGAAUGGUAUGAUGUUUCCUGUGACAACCAAUUUGGAUUUGUGUGCUAUAAUGGUAAGAGUACAGGCACAUAUUUUUAUUUCUCCAAUGGAAAGACUUGGGCAGAGGCUCAGAGCUACUGCAGAACAUAUUACACUGAUCUGGCCAGUGUGAGGAAUGAGACAGAGAUGCAACAAAUAUUGAGAGUCUCAAAUGGGGAGUUAGUAUGGAUCGGUCUGUAUAGAAACCGACUGUGGUCAGAUCAGAGCAAUUCUACUUUCAAAUAUUGGAGACUGUCUGCUGCAUCAGAAACACCAGAACCUGAUAACGGUCUUUAUUCAGAUGGGCAACAUGGAAAUCAGCAAUGUACAGCUGUGGAUCUUAAACAUUCAGCCCGAUGGACAGAUAAUAACUGCUUAGCCAGGCUCCCUUUCAUCUGCUACAGUGGCCCUGUUGUGGGACUAAGAAUGAAAGUCAAAGCUGCAGGGAAUCUGGCACAAUCUCAGAUUAAAGCAUUGCUGCUAGAGCAGCUACAACAUGAAUUUGGUGCACUGGGGUUUCCCAGCAACUUCACUGUGAAAGUAAAAAAUCUCAGUAAGUCCAGUCCAUGA